Messenger RNA from Salarias fasciatus (jewelled blenny), 3450 nucleotides. RefSeq names its product platelet-derived growth factor receptor beta-like. Gene Ontology annotation, biological process: cell chemotaxis; multicellular organism development; angiogenesis. The record is from RefSeq and is a predicted model, not a curated record. Bases 240 to 3278 code for a protein of 1012 amino acids. Gene Ontology annotation, cellular component: plasma membrane; signaling receptor complex. Gene Ontology annotation, molecular function: platelet-derived growth factor beta-receptor activity; platelet-derived growth factor binding; ATP binding. Lineage: Eukaryota; Metazoa; Chordata; Actinopteri; Blenniiformes; Blenniidae. The transcript is spliced from 28 exons.
CUCUGCAGACUCUCUAUGAGUCCAUUUGUUUCCACUCGUCGUUCAUCUGGAAUGAAGUCAGAGACGAAGACUGGAGAGGAAGAGGAGGGAGGAAGAGACAGAGAGAGAGUGAGAGACGUGAGGACGAAGGAAGAGAGAAAACAGGAUCUGGAGCAGAAGCUGUCAGUCAUCCUGUUUGGACCAAUCAGGUGGCAGAGAGAGCCAGCAUCGCCAUGACAGAGUGACGGCCAGGCAGAGCCAUGAUGGCAAGCAUCAGAAAACAUCUGAACCUUCUGCACCUUCUGUUAGGCGUGAUUUUCAUUGGUCUUGAUGGGGUUGAUUCUCUGGAGUUGGUACCUUCAGCCUCUCAAGUCCUGCUGGACUCAAACUCCAACUACACAGUGGUGUGUUCUGGGUGGAGCGAGGUGACGUGGAGGUUAACUGAGGACUCUCAGGUGGAAGGCGUCGUGGUCCAGAAUCAGGGGUCCAGUAGCGAGCUGCAGCUGGUUAACGCUACCUGGAGGAAUUCUGGAAGAUACACCUGUGAGGAGGAGUCAUCUGACCAGAGUCGAUAUGUGGACAUAUUCAUUCCGGGAAAAGGUCCGGAUGAGUGGUUCAUCCCGUCGGUUCCAGGUUUGGUGAUGAAGGAGACAGAGGAAGACACCAUCCCCUGCGUGGUGUCUGACCCCCAUCUCAAUGUCUCUCUGUACGAGCACGGCAAACAGACAGCCGUUGUCGGGAUGGCGUACGAGCCGGGACGCGGCUUCACGGGACAUCUCAACGACACGUCGUACGUCUGUGUCGCCGUUCGAGGACACGAGGAAAAAACUUCCCAGGUGUUCUAUGUCUUCAGCAUUGUAGUGCCUAAGGUGAUGGAGGUGGAUCUAUGGGUGUCCAGCAGUGUGUUGAAGAGGGGGGAGGUGCUCACAGUGACCUGUACUGUCAGAGACACUGAGAUGGUUUUCUUCUCUUGGAACUUUCCCCGUAGUCAGGACAUCCAGCCUCUGACAGAAUUUCUACCCAAUCAGAUCCGUUCCUUCAUUAACAUCACCGCGGUGACGGCAGCGGAUUCAGGUGUGUAUGCGUGUGAAGUUCAGGAGACGAAGGAGGGACGGACUGUGGAGAAAAAUGUUACAGUGAGAGUGCUGGAUCGGGGGUACGUCUACCUGUGGCCUUCAGGGGAGGCCAACACGUCGUCCCUCCUCCAUCACACGGUGGAGUUCAGCGUGGAGAUCGAUGCCCACCCACCUCCAACCGUCCAGUGGACACGAAACAACCAGACGAUCGCCACGGAAACCACUUCUACUGCCACCAAGCACAUAACGGGCAGUAGGUAUAUGAGCACAUUGAGGCUGGUGCGGGUGCAGCUGGAUCAGGCAGGAAGUUACGCGGCAACAGCGUCCAAUGAAGACGAUGAAGACCAGGUCAUCUUCCAGCUGGAGGUCAAAGCUGCCCCAAGGAUCACGGCUCUCUCAGAGGUUGACAGUAAAACUGUACUGUGUGUCAGUGAGGGAACUCCGCCCCCUACAGUCACCUGGUACACCUGUCACAACUCCGACGGGUGCAGCACUUCGAGUGGCAGCUGGACGAGCCUCCUAGAAUCCUCGGAGGGCGUGACUCUGCAGAGCAACGUCAGUCAGGUGGAAAGGGGCGUCGCCCAGGUACGCAGUGUGUUGACUCUCCAGUCUCUCAACUCUGUGUCGGCCGUCCGCUGUGAAGUGAGAAACUCUGCAGGAGGACGAGCACGCGACCUCCGAGUACUCUCUACUUCUCUCCUGUCCCAGGUUGCCGUGCUCGUUGUAGUUUUGGUUCUUGUCAUUGUUGCUGUCAUCUUUCUCAUCAUCCUCAUCGUCCUCUGGAGAAAGAAGCCUGGUUAUGAAGUACGUUGGAAAGUGAUUGAGACAGUUAGUCCUGAUGGACAGCAGUACACCUACCUUGACCCCACCCACCUACCCUACAAUGCCACCUGGGAAAUACCACGAGACCGUAUAGUACUAGGUCAGGUUCUGGGUUCAGGUGCAUUUGGACGUGUUGUCGAGGCAACUGUCUCUGGCCUGAUUCACUCUGAUUCUACAACUAAAGUGGCUGUAAAGAUGGUGAAACGUACGUCUGCACAUGACCCACCAAGUGCUACAGUAUAUGGUGGAGUGGUACAUCACACAAGCAAUGUGAGAGAGCGGAGAGCCACAUUGCACCAUGGAAGUCCCAGGAUGGAAGCCAUGCAGUCUGUGGAGAGGCCAAUGGUGAACUACCUGCAGAAGAACAAGCAUUCCUUCCUCCAAGGAGACACUCAGAGUGGGAGUGAUGGUGGCUACAUGGACAUGAACAAAGAGGAGAGCGUUCAGUAUGUCGCCAUGAAGGAGCUCAACUAUGCCGACAUCGAACCCGCAGUAUAUGAGACCCCGGACACGCCUGCAGACCAGCAGGAGGCUCCAGCGCUCCUCCUCAGUGACUCUCCCCUCCUCAGCCUGCAGGACCUUCUCAGUUUCUCCUUCCAGGUCUCUCAGGCCAUGAACUUCCUGUCCUCUAGAAAGUGUGUCCACAGAGACCUGGCAGCGAGGAACGUGCUGGUGUGCGAGGGGAAGCUGGUGAAGGUCGGGGACUUCGGAUUGGCUCGAGACAUGCUAAAGGAUCAAAAUUACGUCGCCCGUGGAAACAGCUUCCUGCCAUUGAAGUGGAUGGCUCCAGAGAGUAUCUUCCAGAACGUCUACAGCUCUCAGAGUGACGUGUGGUCCUACGGAGUGCUGCUGUGGGAGAUCUUCUCUCUGGGUUCCAGUCCGUACUCUGAACUGCCCAUGACCCAGGAGUUCUGCUCCGCUCUGAAGAGAGGACACAGGAUGAGUCGGCCACAACACGCUCCUCCUCACAUGUAUGAACUGAUGAAGCAGUGCUGGGACGACAAGCCUCAGUCCAGACCAUCUUUCUCCUCAAUAGUAGCCACUGUGGGGAACCUGCUCAGUGAUGACUACAAGCAGCGUUACCUGCAGCUGACUGAAGAGUUCGUGAAAGGAAAAAAUCCUGCUGUCAAUCAGUCAAGACUGAGUUCAUCCAGACAGGAAGACAACAGAGACACACACGGAAGCUCCGCCCCUCAGGUGACAGUUGACCUCUUGGAGGCGGAGCCAGUGGAGGCGGGCCCCUCUCACGGUACUUACAUCCUCCCUGCCGCUGACGUCACCAUAGAAACUGACAGCAACGCUGCGCUGGACGCAGUCAGCCCUCAGCUGGACGAAUCUCUGGUGGAGCCUCCUACAGCGCCCCCUGCAGACCAGGAGGAGGAGGAGGAGAGCAACCUUUGAUGCUUUCAGCACUCUGAAAAACAAGGUGCUGGGCUAAGAAGUGUUGACCUCCAGGCCGAACUCUUGUAUACUCUCAUGUAUUCUGAUAGUUUGAGCUUCUGUUUAUUAAACUGCUUCUAGAUUCUGACGCAAGCGUCCAAUAAAGUAUGUUCAUUCCUCUGAAUCUCACUGU